UUUUUGUGAUUUUGUGGGGCGCAUUGAAACUACAGUUUGUUGUUUACAGAAGAGCGUGAAGCCGUUGCUGGGGGUCACACUUUGGCCUACACCUGCCAUCCUCAUGCACAUUCAGUACUAGGAAGAAGACAAAGCACAAGCGGGAAUGACGCUGAAUGCGUCCAGAUCUUGGCACGGGUCCCUCAUGGCCAACUCCUCAUGCGGCCACAAUAUGACAGAGUGGGAGGAGCUUAUGGACAAAAUGUACACAUACUUCUACCUGCUGCUCUUCAUACCAGGACUGCUGCUCAAUACCAUUGCUUUGUGGUUCUUCUGCAGACAGAAUAGGAAGAAGAUCAAGACGGUGAUCUUCAUGGUAAACUUGGCCUUGGCCGACCUGGUCCACAUCCUCUCUCUGCCACUCAGAAUCUAUUAUUACUUGACGCAUACGUGGCCCUUUGGACACAUCGUCUGCUUGCUCUGCUUCUACUUGAAGUACCUCAACAUGUACGCGGCUAUUGGGUUUUUGACGUGCAUCAGUGUGCAGAGGUGUGUGUUCCUGCUCGACCCCUUCUCCACACGAAGGUGGAGAAGCCGCUAUGACCUUGCCAUCAGCGUGCUGGUGUGGGUGCUGGUCGGUCUGGCCUGCUCACCUUUCAUCGUCAUGCGAGCCAGCAGCAGCGCCUCGAACACCUCCAUAACUUCUCAGCUUGUCUUAAACAAGUCCGCUUUUCUGCACGUCACCCAGGAGCCAGCCCGCUGUUUCAAAGACUUGCCCAUGCGUCAGGUGCCCCUCCCCCUGGGUGUCACCUUGAUGGUGUUCUGCGAGCUGUUUGGUUUCUUAAUUCCGUUGGUCUGCAUUAGUUACAGCUCUGUCUGCAUCAGCCGCUCCCUCUACCAGAACUACUCGCAGGCUUCAGGCAACUCCUCCUUACGUCGCAUCUCCUCGUUCACCUCGGCUGAUAUCAACCAAACUAACGGGGAGAAGCGGCAUGCCCUGCGGAUGGUGCUGAGCUGCUCCAUUGUGUUCCUGUUGUGCUUUGCCCCGUACCACAUCAACUUCCUGCUUUAUCUAAUGGUACAGCAAGGUCUUGUAUCACAUUGUGCCUUCAGGCUGGCCGUACGCCAGUUCCACCCAGUUUCUCUGUGUCUGGCCAGUCUAAGCUGCUGCCUCAACCCUCUGCUCUACUACUUCCUCACCGCAGAAUUCAAGUUGCACCUUAGCAGGCGCACCUUGUCUUCGACCAGCUCCCACGCUCCGCUGACGCGCAGACUGACGAAUUGUGAUGGUAGCUCUCCACACAGAGGCUAGAGUGGUCUUCAACCUGUCAAUCAUCAUUUGAAAGUAGAACGCCAAAUAGUGAGGAGGCUAAACAGGGCUGGGUGAAACGGCAACAAAAAUAAUCAUGAUUCAUUUUAUCUAGGGAUGUCCGAUAAUGGCUUUUUGCCGAUAUCCGAUAUUCCGAUAUUGUCCAACUCUUUAAUUACCGAUACCGAUAUCAGCCGAUAUAUACAGUCGUGGAAUUAACACAUUAUUAUGCCUAAUUUGGACAACCAGGUAUGGUGAAGAUAAGGUACUUUUUUUUAAAAAAUUAAUAAAAUAAGAUAAAUAAAUUAAAAACAUUUUCUUGAAUAAAAAAGAAAGUAAAACAAUAUAAAAACAGUUACAUAAAAACUAGUAAUGAAUGAAAAUUAGUAAAAUUAACUGUUAAAGGUUAGUACUAUUAGUGGACCAGCAGCACGCACAAUCAUGUGUGCUUACGGACUGUAUCCCUUGCAGACUGUAUUGAUAUAUAUUGAUAUAUAAUGUAGGAACCAGAAUAUUAAUAACAGAAAGAAACAACCCUUUUGUGUGAAUGAGUGUUGGUGCACUAAUUGUAAGUGUAUCUUGUGUUUUUUAUGUUGAUUUGAUAAUUAAAAAAAGAAAAAAAAGAAAGAAAAAAAAACGAUACCGAUAAUAAAUUAAAAAAACCAUACCGAUAAUUUCCGAUAUUACAUUUUAACGCACUCAUCUCUAAUUUUAUCCUAUCCUUGGAUCUCAAUAUCACAAUUUGUUUUUAACAUGCCAGUUUUAAAGCAUCGGUACUAAAAAAAAAACUAAAGAAACUAGAGAAUAGUUAAAAAAAAAUCAACAUAGAGUGCAACCUCAAUUUAUGAACCCCUCAUUGUAUGAGACGUUCGAUUUACGAACCACAAACAGAAAUAAAAUAAACUUAGUUGUACGAACCUCAUCUCCGCGUAUGAACAAUCAAUUGUGAGCGAGCCGAUCGAUCUCCGAAAGUAUAAACCAUUAUUUAUGAUUCUUUGUAUGGUCCAGGAUCACUCUUUUUAGUAAUGUUGAGUUGGCUUGGAAAUAUUUUCAUGAUGCAUUUAUCCUUUUUACAAACAAACUUGCUCCUCUACGUGAAUUCAGAGUGAAGGUAGAAAUAAUCCUUGGUUCUCUCCUGAACUGUCCAGUCUACUAAAAAAGUGAUUCUGCCUGGCCCAAGACCAGAAAUAACCAAUGCCAGGCUGACUGGAUGGUUUUUGGCAGUUCAGAAAUUGCCUUACUUCUCUUGUCAAGAAGUCAAAGUCUGAGUUAUCUUGCGCAAACCACGAAAAGAUCCCAAGAAAUUCUGGAAAGUUACAAAAACGUCUUAUGGAAGUGAAACCACAAAUGAUCUGCCAACUUCCAUCCAUCCAUCCAUCCAUCUUCUUCCGCUUAUCCGAGGUCGGGUCGCGGGGGAAGCAGCCUAAGCAGGGAAGCCCAGACUUCCCUGUCCCCAGCCACUUCAUCCAGCUCUUCCUGUGGGACCCCGAGGCGUUCCCAGGCCAGCCGGGAGAGAUAGUCUUCCCAGCGUGUCCUGGGUCUUCC
Molecule: messenger RNA, 2833 nt
Organism: Nerophis lumbriciformis (worm pipefish)
Lineage: Eukaryota; Metazoa; Chordata; Actinopteri; Syngnathiformes; Syngnathidae
Biological process (GO): positive regulation of Rho protein signal transduction; phospholipase C-activating G protein-coupled receptor signaling pathway
Cellular component (GO): plasma membrane
Molecular function (GO): G protein-coupled receptor activity
Source: RefSeq, a predicted model, not a curated record